This is a messenger RNA of Polistes dominula (European paper wasp), 1008 nucleotides long. It is a transcript of the gene Scox, whose product is annotated as Synthesis of cytochrome c oxidase. The record is from RefSeq and is a predicted model, not a curated record. Gene Ontology annotation, cellular component: mitochondrial inner membrane. Gene Ontology annotation, biological process: intracellular copper ion homeostasis; mitochondrial respiratory chain complex IV assembly. NCBI's taxonomy places the organism in Eukaryota, Metazoa, Arthropoda, Insecta, Hymenoptera, Vespidae. Gene Ontology annotation, molecular function: copper ion binding; copper chaperone activity.
AUACAUACAUAAAAACUAUUCGUAAUCAGUAUUUAAUUAUCUAAGAUACAAAGUUAAUUGUAUCGUGCGUUUAUAUUUGUAUUUUUAUAUACAUUGAAAGUAUUAAAUGUGGUUUUUGAGGUUAUAAUUUGUAUAUAUAUAUUGUAAACAAAAUGAACACAGUAAUAUUGCGAACUAUUAAUUGCUUAAAUAGAUCACCAAAGAAUAUUUUUAAUCAGGUUAGACAGAUCAAUAGAUCAAGUGUUUAUAGAGAGAUUGCAUCACCUAAGCUUGAUAAAAAAAAAGUUAAAAAGGUAUCUCCAAUAACAUGGAAAUCUUUGACGGUUACGGCAGGUCUUGGAUGUGUUCUUUUAGGAAUUUUGUAUAAUUUAAAAAAAGAAAAAGAAAAGGCAGAGACCCGUGAAAGAAGACGGCAGUUAGGAAAAGCUGCUAUCGGUGGAAAAUUUGAGUUGGUUAAUAGCGAAGGGAAAACUGUCAAAUUGGAUGAUUUCUUAGGAAAAUGGGUUUUAAUUUAUUUCGGUUUCACUCAUUGUCCAGAUGUUUGCCCAGAUGAACUUGAAAAAUUAGCAUUGAUUGUCGAUAAAUUAGAGAGUGAAUAUAAGUUGAAAGUUCAACCAAUUUUUAUAUCUGUUGAUCCUGAAAGAGACACUCCAGCCAUAGUAGGAAAUUACAUAAAAGAAUUUUCACCUAAAAUUCUUGGCCUUUCUGGUACUCCUGAACAAAUUGCUAAAGUUUGUAAAGCUUAUAGAGUAUAUUACAGUAACGGGCCUAAAGAUGUGGAUAAUGAUUACAUUGUUGACCACACUAUCAUCAUAUAUUUACUUGAUCCAGAAGGCUUAUUUGUUGAUUAUUUUGGACAAACUCAUUCAGUUGAACAAAUUGUUAAUAGUAUAAUAAUCAGUAAGACUAAAUACGAUAAGUAUUUAAAUGAUGUAAAAUAAUUUUUUUUUUUCUUAUACAUGACCAUGAUUACAUAACUGUGUAACUGGUUAUGAAUAUAGUUACUUA